CAAGCGCUGCCGGGUUGUUUGUAUACAUGCAGCGCGGAAAUCACAGCUUGUUGACGUUUAGAGGUGUAAAGAUAAAGAGGAGGUUUUUCAAUAGAUCAAGAGAUUGAUUAAACCAUAAAAAAAGGCAGAAAUAUCAGUGUCAAUCAGACUAAAAACUAAAACAUUAUGUGGCGUCGGCGAACGCAGCUGCUCUGUGGGAGAGCGUUGUCGUCUGCAGGAUGCCAAAGGUUUAUGUCCGAUGCUCCGAAGGUGAUGGCUAUACGGCGGGAGACCAUCAAUGUUUGGGAGCGGCGUGCCCCUCUUGCUCCUCGCCAUGUCCGGAAACUUGUGAAGAAUGGCAUUAAGGUCAUCGUCCAACCGUCCAACAGGAGAGCGUAUAAUAUGAUCGACUACGCCCAGUGUGGCGCGGUGAUACAGGAGGACAUCAGCGAAGCUUCCCUAGUGAUCGGAGUGAAGACUGUACCUAUUGACGUGCUGAUGCCAGACAAAACCUAUGCCUUCUUCUCCCACACAAUCAAGGCUCAGAAGGACAACAUGCCUCUCCUAGAUGCCAUCUUAGAAAAAAAUAUUCGAUUGAUAGACUAUGAGAAGAUGGUGGAUGACAAAGGACAACGUGUAGUAGCCUUUGGAAAGUAUGCUGGAGUGUCAGGGAUGAUUAAUAUACUUCAUGGACUGGGACUGAGGCUACUGGCACUGGGACAUCAUACGCCCUUCCUGCACAUCGGUCCGAGCCAUAACUACACUAACACAGAAAUGGCCCGUAGGGCUGUGAGGGAUGCUGGAUAUGAGAUUGCUCUGGGGCGACUACCAAAGUCUAUAGGUCCCCUCACCUUCAUCUUCACAGGCUCCGGUAAUGUGUCACAGGGAGCUCAGGAAGUGUUUCAGGAGUUUCCAUUUGAGUAUAUAGAACCAGAACACCUACCUAAUGUCGCAAGGCACGGCUCUACCAACAAGCUCUACGCCUGUGUUGUCAGUCGAGAGUCCCAUUUUGUCCAUAAAGAUGGCGGCAAGUUCAAUGCUGAGGAGUUUGAUAAGGACCCUUCUAAUUACCUGUCAGUAUUCAGCCACAAGAUAGCACCAUACGCCUCUGUGAUAGUCCAUGGUAUAUACUGGGAUCCUAAUGCACCAAGGCUUCUCACCAUUCCUGAUGCUAAGACAUUGCUGCGCCAUGAAGAGUCGCCAUGGUUACCUUCCACACCGGGAUGUCCCCAGCUUCCUCACCGCUUACUAGCUAUCUGUGACAUAUCUGCUGACCCUGGCGGUUCAAUAGAGUUCAUGCAAGAGUGUACCACUAUAGACUCACCCUUUUGUCUGUACAAUGCUGACCGCAACAUCAACAGGGAAAGCUUUGCAGGGGAUGGAGUAUUGAUGUGUUCCAUUGACAACAUGCCGGCCCAGAUCCCUAAGGAGGCCACAGACUUCUUUGGAAGUCUACUGCUACCCUUCAUAGAGGACAUGAUCAUCUCUGAUGCUGUUAAAUCAAUGCAGGACUACCCAGUUGGACCCAUCGUCAAAAACGCUGUGAUUGCAUCAAAUGGAAAACUGACAGAACCGUUUGAGUAUAUUUCUGAACUUCGAAAAAAAUCUGAAUCUUCAAAGAAAGCUAAGAAACUUGUUCCAGGACAGAAGAGAGUGUUGGUCCUGGGCGCUGGCUAUGUGUCUGCUCCGGCUGUGGAAUACCUUACCAGGGAUAACAAUGUCCAUGUAACCGUGGCGUCCCAGUUCAAGAGAGACCUUGAUGAGCUAGAGAGCAUGUGUACCAACGCUGACCUCAUCCUUAUGGAUGUGAUGAGGAACACGGAGGAGCUAACAAAAAUGGUGGCUGACAGUGAUGUGGUGGUCAGCCUACUGCCACAUAGUCUCCAUCCCGAGAUCGCCAAACUGUGUAUUGAACUGAAGACCAACAUGGUGACAGCCAGCUAUGUUUCCCCGGCAAUGAGGGCACUUCACGAUUCAGCUGUGAAUGCCGGCAUCACGAUCAUGAAUGAGGUUGGUGUUGACCCUGGUAUUGACCACAUGCUAGCCAUGGAGUGUUUUGACGAGGUCAAACACGCUGGAGGAAAGAUAAAGUCUUUCAUCUCCUGGUGUGGUGGUUUACCUGCCCCGGAAAACUCGAACUCCCCCCUACGCUACAAGUUUAGCUGGUCUCCUGGUGGUGUGCUGCUCAAUUGUCUUAGUGGAGCCAAAUACCUAGAGAACAACAAUAUUAUUGAAGUCCCAAGCGGUGGUGUUUUACUGGACAAGACUCAGGACUUAGACUUCAUGCCCGGAUUCAACAUAGAAGGUUUCCCUAACAGAGAUUCAACAAUAUAUGGAUCAGCAUAUGGUAUUGACUCUGCCAAGACCAUUCUAAGGGGUACCAUUAGGUACAAGGGAUUCUGUGAUAUUGUGAAAGGACUGAUGCAACUUGGACUGCUGAACUCUGAUCCUGUAGUAGAACUCCACCCCAAUGGGCCAGAGAAAACAUGGAAAGCCUACAUGUGUGAUGUGUUUGGAAAGUCCCAUGAUCUGUUUGGAGAUACCCUGAAGGACUUGGUGUAUGAGCAGGUUGGCCGAUCAGACCAGAGGCUACAGGCUAUAGAACAGUUGGGUUUACUUGAGGAUGAACUUAUAGAUAUGAAGGGGACACCUGUACAGACCCUGUCUAACUACCUAUCAAAGAGACUUAGCUAUGGUCCUGGAGAGAGAGAUCUCAUUGUGAUGCACCACAACAUAGGUGUCCAGUGGGCAGAUGGGUCAGAGGAGGGUAGACAUGUCGGGUUGGUAGUAUAUGGUGAGGCUGAUGGACACUCAGCCAUGUCACGAACUGUAGGACUCCCCACAGGCAUCGCCACCAAAAUGAUCCUGGAAGGUGAGAUUCAGAAGAAGGGUGUACAGAUUCCUCUGUCCCAUAACAUUUACAGUCCAAUCCUGUCUCGUCUUAAACACGAAGGUAUCAGUGCUACGGAGGAGAUUCUCAUCAAACGAAACUAGAGUGAGCAGUAAGACAGAAAAUCGGGCACUGUUGUAAACUACCACCUAUUCACGAGGAAACUGUGUAAGAGCUAUAUAUACUGGAUAGAUUGAGUCUCCCAGGGUCAACAAAAAAACAAUGUGUUAUGACUUUUUGUUAGAAUAUUUUGUGUAAGAUUUUUUGUGUGUUUAUUGUUUAUUAUGCCACAGUAUUGUUAGAUUAGAAGUUUGACAUACCUAUCAUGUCAAACUGAUGCAUCACUCUAUCCAAGGGUAGAUUAUAAAUCAUAUUUGGUUAUAUUUGUAUUUUUUGAUCAACACUUUUUUUAAAUUUAUUUGUAACUGAAGUUUUUCAAUACUCUUUUAGUAUGUUGAUAAGAGAAUCUCAGAGGUGAAAAUCUUUUUUUCUUUCUUGUUUUAUAAAAGGAAAACAAAUAUUGAUAUUUAUGCACAUGUAUAUUUACCUUGAAUCUGGAAGAAUAAAAAAUUGUUGUUAUGUGAUUAGUAUCGCUGUUGUCCAGUGACGGCCGAGUACUGAACCACAUCUAUUUACUCGAGAGAUUCGCAUGUUCACAUAUUUAUCCUCAAAUCAGCUCCCUCCUUUAGUGUAAAAGUUUAGUACUGUAUUCAUCCUCAAAUCAACCCCCUCCUUUAGUGUAAAAGUUUAGUACUGUAUUCAUCCUCAA
Pecten maximus is the source of this 3638-nucleotide messenger RNA. RefSeq names its product alpha-aminoadipic semialdehyde synthase, mitochondrial-like. The transcript has 23 exons. Bases 166 to 2973 code for a protein of 935 amino acids. The record is from RefSeq and is a predicted model, not a curated record. Gene Ontology annotation, cellular component: cytoplasm. NCBI's taxonomy places the organism in Eukaryota, Metazoa, Mollusca, Bivalvia, Pectinida, Pectinidae. Gene Ontology annotation, molecular function: saccharopine dehydrogenase activity.